Penicillium lagena is the source of this 1116-nucleotide messenger RNA. Its product is annotated as NADP-dependent oxidoreductase. The coding region runs from base 1 to 1116 and encodes 371 amino acids. The transcript has a single exon. Gene Ontology annotation, molecular function: oxidoreductase activity, acting on the CH-CH group of donors, NAD or NADP as acceptor. The record is from RefSeq and is a predicted model, not a curated record. Lineage: Eukaryota; Fungi; Ascomycota; Eurotiomycetes; Eurotiales; Aspergillaceae.
AUGUCCUACAAACAAGUCAUCUACAACACCCCGCCGGCCCCGGCCAUCGACCCCUCGCUCAGCUCAGGGACCUUCCGCCUACACACCGUGCCCCAACCAGACCAUGUCCCCGCCGACAAGGUGCUCGUGCGCGUGCACUACCUCUCCCUCGACCCGGCCAUGCGCCAAUGGCUAACCGCCAAACGCUCCUACAUUGCACCCGUGGAGCGCGGCGCCGUCAUGCGCGGACAGAGCAUCGCGCAGGUCGUGGGCGUGGGCAACAAGCUGUCCUCUGAGUACCGGGUUGGUGACUGGGUGGUCGCAUACUCCGGGUGGCAGGAGUACGCGUUGCUAAGCGCGAAAGAAGCAGAGAAGAUCAUCGUCCCGCCGGGCGGGCGUCCGACGGACGCAAUGUCGGUGCUGGGAAUGACGGGGCUGACGGCUUAUUUCGGUAUGCUGGAAGUUGGCCAGCCGCGCGCGGGCGAUACCGUCGUUGUCUCUGGCGCGGCGGGGGCAACAGGUAUGGUUGCCGGUCAAAUUGCGCGCAUCAAGGGCGCCAAGCGCGUUGUUGGGCUGGCGGGUAGUAAAGACAAGUGUGAGUUCCUAGUUCGCGAGCUGGGCUUCGAUGCGGCAGUCAACUAUAAGGAUGCCGAUUGGCGCAAGCAACUUAAGGAGGCGACGCCCGAGUACAUCGAUGUGUUCUUCGAUAAUACCGGUGGCGACAUCCUCGAUGCUUGCUUGGCUCGCGCGAAUCGGGAUUCGCGAUUCGUCAUCUGCGGCGCCAUCAGUCAGUACAACGCUGCGAAGCCGCAGGGCCCGGCCAGCUUCAUGAAUGUCAUUGUAAGUUUCGUCGCUGAAUCAAUACUUGGAUAUUCUUCGCAGCUAACAAGGUCGCAGUCGCAACGUGUCACGAUGAAAGGCUUCAUUGUCUUCGACUAUGCCAAAAAAUACCCGGCCGCACUGAAGGAGCUGGCCUCCUGGUUGGCUCAAGGGAAACUCCAACGCAAGGAACAUAUCGUGCCCGGUGGGCUCAAGUCAGCACCGCAAGCUCUCGUGGACCUCUACAAAGGUGCAAAUACGGGCAAGAUGAUGGUGGAGGUGGCGCCAGUAGGCGAGGCCUUGAAGGCCAAGUUGUAG